AUGAGGUAUCUCCACCCAGAAGCAAAAGUGGAAGUCUUAGCAGGAAAGGCGCCUGAUGUGGAACUAGGGCUACGCAUUGCAGACAAUGAUGAUGGUGUAGAUGAAUCUCGAAAAAAUGCAGCAGCCCAUGCAGACAAGUGCGAAUGGUUAAGGGAGGGACUGAAGAACGUGAGACACCUGGUGCUGGAUGAGGCUGACCGGCUCGUCGAGUCGGGACACUUCAAAGAGCUGGAUAAAAUCCUGGAACUUCUGUACCAGUCUGUGGAGCGACUUCAACAGUUGCAAACCUUCAUUUUUUCAGCCACGUUGACUCUGGAUCCCAGAGCGCAACGUGGCGAAGACGGGGCCAACAAGGUUGAUGCCCUUAUGUCUCGGCUAAAGUUCCGCGAGUCUCGAGCUGUGUUCACCGUCGAUCUGACCAAGGAGCCCAAAGAGACGCAGAAUGACGAGACAGAGGAACAGUCUGUCCGUCGAGCCAAGCUGCCUCAAACGCUGGAGUUUAAGGAGCUGGUAUGCAGCAGUGACAAGGACAAGGAGCCGAUGCUGGCUGUGUGGCUCCUGAGGCGCUUUCGCUGGGGAUUGCUGCUACGACCGGAGGGUGGCGGCUACGCUUCUCGCGUUGCCGCAGAAAUCCAGAAGAAUGCUGCACCACGCGGCGGGCGGAUAAUCAUCUUUGUCAAUGCCAUUUCCUAUGUCCAGAGGCUAUUUUCAGUAUUGGCACUUCUCUUGGAGAGUCCCAGCGCAAGCAAGGUUCUUUCCCGCGUGCACAUGAGCAGUGGAGGUAAUCAAGGGGCCCCGCCUGGGCUUUCUGUCGAUGUUCUGGACCUGCACUCCAAAAUGCGGCAAAAAGAUCGUUUGAAGCGCAUCGAGAGGUUUCGGAAACUCAAGGACGCUGUGCUUGUUUGCACUGACAUUGCUGCACGAGGUCUUGACGUUCCAGAUGUGUCUGCUGUGAUCCAUUUCCAGGCACCUCGCGGCUCGGAGGUCUUCGUCCACCGCAGUGGGCGCACCGCGCGAGCUGGCCGCGAAGGACAAAGUAUCGCCUUUGUGGCACCGACCGACGUGACCCAUUGGAACAAGGUCUAUCGAGCCAUUGGAAUCGUCAAGGAGGACAUUGAACGUGUUGAGACCCUUCCGGAAGAAAUCACUGCAGCCAAGGAGGCAUCUCGGCUGGCAGCCGAACUGGAAAAGAAGGUUCACCAGACGUUCAAGCAGUCGAAUGAAGAUAGCUGGCUAAAGAAAGCUGCCAGGGAGGCAGAUUUGAUGUUGGACGAGGAAGACGACACACGUGAAGUUGGCAAAUCCAAGGCUCCGAGCCGCGUGCUUUGGGGCCUCUUUCAAGAGAUGCAGGCCCGCUUACGUCGCCCCCCCCGGCCCUCCGGUUCCGUGCGGCUCUCGAAGAAACAGCGCCUCCAAGUGGCGCGACGUGGCCGGUGA
Cladocopium goreaui is the source of this 1437-nucleotide messenger RNA. The record is from the annotation of a GenBank genome assembly. Lineage: Eukaryota; Dinophyceae; Suessiales; Symbiodiniaceae.